This is a messenger RNA of Colletotrichum spaethianum, 1038 nucleotides long. RefSeq names its product cytoplasmic dynein 1 light intermediate chain 1. Gene Ontology annotation, biological process: microtubule-based movement; microtubule cytoskeleton organization. The record is from RefSeq and is a predicted model, not a curated record. Gene Ontology annotation, cellular component: centrosome; cytoplasmic dynein complex. The transcript is spliced from 4 exons. NCBI's taxonomy places the organism in Eukaryota, Fungi, Ascomycota, Sordariomycetes, Glomerellales, Glomerellaceae. Gene Ontology annotation, molecular function: dynein heavy chain binding. The coding region runs from base 1 to 1038 and encodes 345 amino acids.
AUGGAGGAGGUGAUGGUCAGUUGGCGGGACAGAGGUAGGGGCGGCGGCUCGACGAAUCUCGAUGGCACAGGAGCAACCACAAGCGAAGGCGAUGUCGCUCUUCCCCUCGGCCCCGGUGAAUGGGAAGAAGGCAUUGGUCUGCCACUCUGCGUUGUCUGUCAGAAUGCGGAGAAAAUGGAGCCUCUCGAGAAGACACAGGGUUGGAAGGAGGGUGACUUUGAUCAAGUGCUGCAGUAUCUCCGCACAGCGCUUCUACGGCGUAUUUUGGUGCACUCGAGUCUGGGUAUCACAUCUCUACUGAAACGGCAACCCCUGAAACAUAAUGUGAUCGACAGGGACAAGAUUCUCGUUCCGCCAAACUGGGACUCCUGGGGCAAGAUUCGCGUGCUGAGGGACGGCUUCGACGUCGAGACCACCAGCCAAGGCUGGUCGCAUGAUUUACAAUCCACGUUCCCGUCACCCGCAAUGACUACCGAGGGCUUAAACAUCCUCGCAAAGGCUAAGGCAGACGGCGAUUACAACGGCGAAGUAUGGUCCUCCGCGGUGGCGCCGUACGAAGAUUGGAUCCGUGACCUCAGCAAUGCCGGAAGCGCAAUUUCCUUCGCAGGACGCGACGGAGACCCUUCGCAGCUGGAGAUGUCGUCAACAGAUACCCAAGAGUUCUUGGGCUCCAGCCUUCAAGUACUAGAAUCGCACCGUAGCCGUACCACCGAUGACAAGAAGGCCGACGCCUCGAAGUCGAGAGCAGGCCAGCGGAGCGACGACUCGGACUCCGGUGCUUUGCGGCAAGGAACCGACGGCAAGGUUAGCCAGCACAUUGGACCUGUACAAUUCAACAUGGGAGGCAUCCAGGUGGAUGCCGACGACAUGGUGCAGCGGCUCAAGGCAUACAGUGCUACACCGGAUCCCACUACGCCACCGGGUGACGCCGCCGAGGAGAACCCUGAUGAGAUGGACAACGACAAGCUCCAGGCCUUCUUCAGCGGCUUGAUGAACCGCAAACAACCCGCAAACGGCAGCCCCCGCGGCGGUUCUUGA